UCUGAAAUAAUAAAAUUAAUACAAACCGUAUAGAGCAAGCAAUCAUAUAGCUCCUUCUACAUUUUGAAGAUAUUGAAAUUGCUUUAUAGUUGAUAUAAUUUAAGUGAGACGAACCUUCUUACUUAUACAAAAACAGAUUUAUACUUGAGAUUUAUAUAUUUUCAAAGAUGAUAGGCGUUUUGAGCUAUAUUCUAUUUUUAUUUGUACUUAUAUUAUAAAAAUAAUAGGCGUUUCGAGAUAGAUGAGAAUUAUUUCUUGAACUAAAACAUGUGUUAUACUACUUUUACUAAAAUAUUUGUAUCUACUCGAUGGAUAUAGAAACAUAAUGAGACUACGAAAAUCAAUAAUAAAAAAAAAGAUUUUUUAUUACUACAAAGAAGGCCGCAUGAAAAAUGGGUAAUGAAUGAUCAAAUGAGUUAUCGGUUAGAUAGAUAGGAAUCAUAUAAUAUAUUAUGUUAAGCUAUAUUGUAAUGAAUAAUGGCAAUAUAUGUAAUUAGUCUAAUGAGGAAAGGGCUUUUAAUUAAAUGAUCGGAAAGUGAUUCUAGUGUUGACACCUAAGAAAUGACAAUUUGGUUAAUAACACAUGAGAUCAAAGUUAGUUUAAAAUAAUGCUCCUCAAAUAAUAAAAAAGGAUGUCCACGUUAUAGAUCGUUGAAUUUGUCUAAUGAUUUGGCUUCUUCAAAAUAUGUACAGUAUAUGUUAUGUCGUUCUACACAACACAUUGGUUAUACCAUACUUUGGAGUUCCACGUGAAUCGCUGAAUCCUUGUAGUACGACGACCAAUUAGUCCAUAUGUGGGAUCAGGAAAGACUAACAGUUUGUUCAUUACAACUCUCUUGGUUCCUCUCCUAAUUCCUUAACCAGAUACCUCUCUCCCGACCAAAAAUAGGUAAUUUCUUACAGUAAGAAAUUUAAUAUGUGGGAUCAGGAAAAAUAGAUAGUUGUGAUGUGGGAGUCCCACAGUGGGACUGAAGGCCCAGAGGUCCCAGACAAAGUGCUUUUGUGAACAUAUCCUUAAAUAAUUUGUUACAUACCAAAACGGUACUUUCUUCAAAUAUUGUUGUGAUUUUUUUUUUUGAACUUUAUGUUAUUACUGUGUUUCUAGAUCGAGAACGAAUGUGUGUUUUCACUGUUUAAUAAAAUAUACAAACAGUUUUAACUUUACAAUAUUAAUGGGUUAAUUAUCUUCCACGGAAAUGAAUAUGUUUAUUAAUAUAUAGAUAAUCUAUCCCGUCAUACGGACUUAAUUUUACGAACCCACACCUGCCUUUUUUUAAUGAAAACCCACAUAUGCUUUCAGUUAAUUAACUUGAAUCUUCGACUUAUGGCAUGCAUUUGAAAACGUUUAAUUGAUCAUUGGAUACAAAACUUCCACAUAACUAUGAAGUUUAAACUGAAUUAUUUCAGAUAUAGAUGAAACUAGAAAACAUAAUCGUGUAUCUAUUUGUAAAAAGACUCCAAAACAACAUGUUCAGUUCACACGUUUUAUCUUGAGUUAGUGAUCAGUGUGUAGUGUGUAUACAUCUCUCUUAGAUGUAUAACUAAGUUUCUUUUUCAAUAUCUGUCCACAUCUUUACGUCAGAAAAAAAUGAAUCCCCUAAUGUACGAAAAUUAUUGUUUAUUUAUAUUUUUAAUGAAUGGAAAACAAAGUUGUUAUAUUCUUAUUCCCUUAACUUUUUCUAAUGUCGGUUUAAUUAUACACAAAUAAUAUAUUUCUUAUAUAAAAUCAAUCCGUCAAAAUAGAACUUUUAUGCUUGUUUUCUUCUUCGAUUCCAUGCAUGUGUUUACGAAAAGAAACUGGUAAAUAAUAUGUACAUGCAUGCAUUUUCCUUCUUUAUUUUUUCUCUUUUUAUCAUCUUGGAUCUUUUUACAGUGUUCAUAUUUAUUUAAUUUCUUCUGUCAGAGCUUUUUUAGUAAUCUUUAUUGAUAUCCAUUUCUUAAUCUGUUCAGAUUCACACGUACGCUUUUUUUUGCUAUAACCAAAUGAAAAGGCCAUUUUCACGCGUCUCUACAGUUUAACAAAUACAGUACUCAUACAAUUGCAUGAUUUUUAUGUGCCUCGAAAUUAUGAUAUAUAUACUAAACAAAAUUUGAAAAAUAUGCAAAACUUCAGAUUGACGUUUUGUUGUUAUUUUUCUUAUGUUCACACAAACAAAAUGUUUUAUAAAACAUUCAAAAUUCUUCACUCCAGAACCCUAAUUAAUAUCUCCAGCUCUUCCACUUUCCUUGUCAUUCUUUAUUUCUCAUUUUCAACGCAUCAUCGUCUAUUCGAAACAGUGAAAAAAACUGAAACCCUAAUAAUCAAUGAAUAAUGGGAAGAGGCCCUUUCGAGCUGGUGAACCUGAGGAGAAGAAAGAAGCCGAUGACGACGAGAACAUAUUUCCGUUCUUCUCGGCUCGAUCCGAAUACGACACGCGUGCCAUGGUCUCAGCCUUGACUCAAGUCAUUGGAAACCAAAGCAGCACGCAUGAUAAUAAUCUACAUCACCCUGUUGAGUAUGAUCAGCAAGAUCCUAUCCAACAUGUUCCUCCUACUCAAGAUCAAGGAAACUUGAGGAAAAUACAUUAUAGAGGGGUAAGGCAACGACCAUGGGGAAAAUGGGCUGCCGAAAUUAGGGAUCCACAAAAGGCCGCACGCGUGUGGCUUGGGACAUUUGAGACCGCUGAAGCUGCGGCCUUAGCUUAUGAUGAAGCAGCUCUUAGGUUCAAAGGAAGCAAAGCCAAACUUAAUUUCCCUGAGAGAGCUCAACUAGCAAGUAGCACUAGUACUAUUACCGGUCUACCAAACUAUUACUCUUCUAAUAAUCAAACUUACUACUCAAAUCCGCAGACUAAUCCACAAAACAUACCAUAUUAUAACCAAUACUACUAUAACCAAUAUCUUCAGCAAGGGGGAAAUAGUAACGAUGCAUUAAGCUAUAGUCUGGCAGGUGGGGAAACCGGAGGCUCAAUAUAUAGUCAUCAGACAUUAUCUAAUACCACUUCUUCACCAGCUGGUGGAUCUUUAAGGCAACAAGAAGAAUACACAAGAUUUUGGCAUUUUGGGGAUUCUUCUCCUAAUUCUGGGGUUUGAGAUCCUCAUAUAAAUAAGGGGUUUCGGGUGACUUGUUAUGAGGAGAUCAUAUCAUAUGUUCCUUGAGUGUUUUCUGUUUUCAUUAUGCGUGUGUCAUUUGUGUAUCAUUUUCUUAAUUAGUUUCUUCUUUCGAGAGUUUUCA
Messenger RNA from Brassica napus (rape), 3214 nucleotides. Its product is annotated as ethylene-responsive transcription factor ERF115. NCBI's taxonomy places the organism in Eukaryota, Viridiplantae, Streptophyta, Magnoliopsida, Brassicales, Brassicaceae. Gene Ontology annotation, biological process: regulation of DNA-templated transcription; ethylene-activated signaling pathway. The record is from RefSeq and is a predicted model, not a curated record. The coding region runs from base 2305 to 3072 and encodes 255 amino acids. Gene Ontology annotation, molecular function: DNA binding; DNA-binding transcription factor activity. The transcript is spliced from 2 exons.